Messenger RNA from Phytophthora nicotianae INRA-310, 3016 nucleotides. RefSeq lists its product as hypothetical. Gene Ontology annotation, cellular component: cytoplasm; nucleus. Bases 55 to 2802 code for a protein of 915 amino acids. The transcript has a single exon. The record is from RefSeq and is a predicted model, not a curated record. Gene Ontology annotation, molecular function: phosphopantothenate--cysteine ligase activity. NCBI's taxonomy places the organism in Eukaryota, Oomycota, Peronosporomycetes, Peronosporales, Peronosporaceae. Gene Ontology annotation, biological process: coenzyme A biosynthetic process; lipid metabolic process.
GAUCCCAAAAGACACCAAGACGAAUAAGAGUCAGAGACUGGCACACACGACCUCAUGAGCGACGACAAGACGCAGCGCCAGUCCGCAAGUUCCGCCGCAGACAACAGCAAACACUCACACCGACCGUCGUUCCUGUCGCACCACAAGGACAUGGCGCUCUGGGGCACGCUGCGCCACCGCAUGGGCGGGUCUGUGCCCACGGACUCGAGUGAGUUCGUGGAGGAAUUUUUCAGCAAGACGCCAGAGGAUCCACGCUGGGAGCUUGGCGCUAUUCAAAAGCAAACGGAGGAGUUUAUUGCCUCGCAACUGGCUCACAACCGCCGCGGCAUCGCGCUUAUCACUUCAGGUGCCACGAUCGUGCCGCUGGACCCAGAGAACGACACGUUCGUGGAUGUGGCACCGCAGGUGCAGGAGCAGCGAGGGCCUGCCUGUGCCGAGUACCUGCUGCAGCUGGGUUAUGCGGUAAUCUUCGUGCAUCGCGAGGAUUCGCUGCGGCCUUUUACGCGCCACUUCCAAAAGUAUAUCCAGAAUGGAGCCUUCAUGGACAUGUUCCGCAUGCAGGACAACGGGCUCGUACUCUCCGGCAUGGACAUUUCGCAGCAGUUGCAGUUCCAGAAGAUUGCCCAGCUAUACACUGAAUGCAGCACCCGCGUGCUCAACCUGAGCUUCACGUCCGUGCAGCAGUAUCUUAUGCUCACGCGUAUAACAGCAAAAGCCAUGGAAGUGGCGAAGGACCGAGCCAUCGUCGUGCUCGCAGCCACGCUAAUGGACUUCUACGUGCCGGUAGAUCCUUCUGUUGCAGCGACAGAAGUUUCGGAAGAUACGGAUAGCACAGAGGCCUCGUCAUCGUCGUCCUCUUCUUCGUCGAAGCACAGCAAAGUCAAGCACAUUAAAAAGCUUGCUAAGAAGAUCACCAAGAAGCAGAGUGACGAGUUUUCCGUCAACUUCGUGCGUGUCCCCAACAUUAUCCGCAAAAUCCGCAAGGACUGGUGCCCAAAGGCUUUUCUGGUCACAUGCAAGCACCAGCUCGCAAGUGGAGAGGACAUCGAGGACGCGCACGCUGAUUUGGAGAAAUGGGGCGUCGAUGUAAUCGCAGGAAAUCACUAUUCUCGCGAGAUUCUGCUCAUCACGGAGCAGGAGGAAGCGAUAGUGACUUGUCCCGACGAUGAGGACAUCAACGAUGCGUUUGCGUCGGCUAUUGCUGACAUGCACCGCAGCUUUCGACGCAAACGAGAGAUUCUAGUGCGUGGCAAGCAGCUCUUGCUUCUUUCAGCCAAAUUCUCAAUGCUGAAGGAGAAUGAUGUGGUGAAUGAAGACGCUAACGGAAACAAGAACGUCCAGUUCGGUCUAGGUGUCAAGAUUCGUGCUGAUCGGAGGGCUCCCGAUGCAAUCGCUCCCGUAUAUGAGCUCAAGCAUAUUUUCCAAAACAAAAGCCAUUGUGCUCGAGCACACGUUUGGGAAGGCGUUGUGGAGCACCCUUUGAGCGAGCCAACACGCGACGUUGUGGUGGCAUUCAGUCCGGCUGGUAACCCAGAAACAAUCCGUGACGUGUGGGGGGAUUUCUGGUCAGGCUGGGCGGAAGACGAAUUGCAAGAGUUUAAGACAGAGAUGAAGGGGAUUUCACUCUCGUCGGCAAUCAACCUUGUGACCUCAUCAGUCUCGGGUCACUACGAGCCUGCCUCUCAGCUUCUCAAAUUCAUGUGGAGCAAGAUUGGUCAUGCGUGGUCUGACGGCGAGAAGACGCGUAUUCGCCAGAGUAUUCAAAACAUGAUGGCCGUGGCUUUGGAUCGUGGCUUUACAGAACCUGCAGGCAUCUCAAUUUUGGAGAAACUGAUGCGUAGGCCUCGGAUUCAGCGCUUCGACUCGCUCGUGCUUGACCAACCGACGGCUGUGCCUGUGCACGCGCAGACCCACACCCGACGCCGUCGUCGAGACAGCGACACGGACAGCAAUGGAUCUGGAGAAAUUAACCCUGUGCGGCUCAGCAAGGCUCGUGUGGUUCGUGUGCAUCGCGCUAUCAAUGAUUACAUGCAGGAUAUGAUCAAGGAGGGACUACUCGAUGCUAUCUUAAAGUACGUGGAGCAGGGUGUUCCUGUGCACGUUACUGGUUACAGUAUGGGCGGCAUGCUGGGUCAGCUCUUCAUGCUGUACCUGGGUGAUCACGCUCGCAUGAACGGCUGGGACGCAAGCAAGAUCAAUUUCGUGGGCUUUGGCUCUCCUCGAGUAGGCGACAUUGGCUUUGCCGCUCGGCUUCGCGUGCUCUUUGACCCCCAGCAGUUGCUGAUCGUCAUGCAUCCUCAGGACACUGUGCACGCUUUUCCUCCUACGGCUGAGGGGUACGUGGACGCAUGUAUCAAGAUCUUCCUACGUGAACACGGAAUGGGUGUUGGCCGACGCACACCAAAGCAUUUUUCUCUUCUUCCCGUUACGAAGUCUAUUGAUCGUGCCUUCGAGCACGCCCACAAGGCCCAUGCGCACGACAAGGCCAACGACCCAGCAUGCUCCUUUUGCAAAAGCAAGGCCCACCUUACGGCUCAGCACCGUUGCCGCUACUGCAUCGAACGUGGCUCUCAUCGUGGUGCUGACUGUCCGAACCGCAACAAGCCGUGCCUGUUGUGUGGUAAUGCCAACCACUGCACGGGUGAGCACAAGUGCCGCGUGUGCCAGCAGUACGGCCACCGUGGACGCGAAUGCCACGCACAGCGUGACGUGGGCUUUGCUGAGUUGCUCACUUACUUCCGCUACCACCACUUCCUCUACUACAACGCCAAUCUCAAGAAGUCCGUCGAGUUUACGUCGUAAGACAACAUUUAAGUUAAUGUCAUUAAUUUUUGACUCAUUACACGUUAAUACGGCCUCAACGCACUUGCAACAGCGGUUGCUGAGGGUGGGUAUAUCGACCAGAGAGCUAUCUUGUGAUCCUUGGAGCAAGACGUCAGCAGCGCGUUGUCAGCACUGAAGCUAAGACCGAACACACUUUCGCUGUGAUAUUUGAGCACGGCGAGAGGCUUGAGUU